Molecule: messenger RNA, 10251 nt
Organism: Doryrhamphus excisus (bluestripe pipefish)
Lineage: Eukaryota; Metazoa; Chordata; Actinopteri; Syngnathiformes; Syngnathidae
Source: RefSeq, a predicted model, not a curated record
GAUAAGUGGCAGAAAAUGAAUGAAUGCUGUUGACAAAAUGUACGGUCUCAAAAAAAUGUUGUCAAUAAUAUGGAUUAUCAACAAUAAUUUGUAGGGCAAUUACCAUCCAGCAAAAUGUGUUAGCAUGACAGGGCUAUUUGAAAUUGAACUACAGCGUAUGUGUGCCUACAAUGUCUAACCUUCUGAACGCUACACUCCUCCACGUGUUUUCACUUCCUCCUUCCUGCCGUGUGGUUCUUCUAUUGAAAUGAUCCAUGCCGAGCUCUGAUCAAAUACACUUCUGCCACCUUAUGGCCGUUUUUAUGGCAUAAAAUGCUCUGAAAUGUUAAUGCAUUAGUGGAGAGUUGCAUCAUCACUUCUUUUUGCCUCUCAUGUAAAAAAUAGAUGUAUAAAAUUGUUUGUAUUAGGAGUGUACAACUUAACUGCAGUUUAAAUUUCUCACUGAACAGAGUAUCACAAUACUGUAUUAUGUAAUGGAUCAAGUAUCAUGAUAUUUAUCCUUGCCAGCCCAAGUAAUAUCCAUGUAUUCAUCCAUCUAGCCAUCUUCUUCUGCUUAUCUGAGGUCAGGUCUACUAUUACAUCCAGCUCCUCCCAGUAAAUCCUGGCAUUCCCAGGCCAGUUGAGAGAAAAUAAUCAGUCCAACGUGUCCUGGGUCUUUCCCCCGAGACCUACUCCGAGUCCGGCAUGCCCUGAACACCUCCCCAGGGAGGCGUCUGGGAGGCGUCCUGAGCAGAUCCCCGAGCCACCUCAUGUGGCUCCUCUCAAUGCAGAGGAGCAGCGGUUCUAGUCUGAGUUUCUCCCGGAUGACAGGGCUUGUCAGCUUCCAGUAUCUCUAAGGGACAGUAGACAGGAAUACCUGCGGAUACGACCCAAAUCUCAGGACCAUAGGGCUCUUCUUGUGUUCUCCACGUUCUUCAUCCUCCAGCCACUGACAUCAGUGGAAUGUUUCAAUCUCUUUCGAUAUUGAGGUUAAUCUGAUUAUGAAGAUUAGCGUCGUGAGACUUCCUCAUCCAUGACAACCAAAAUGGAGACUCCUUUCUACCAUGACGACUCCACCGCCGUCCCCAGCUUCAGCCACGCUGCAGAAUAUGAGCUUUACGCCGGAAACAAGAUGUUCAUGACUAAGAAGACCAUGUCCCUCGCGGGUAGCCAUCAUUUCCCAAGUGGAGGUAAUAGUGGAGCGGGAGGAAGAGCGACAAAUCCCAACAACCUUGGACUCAACAACAACAGCUCCCUCAUGACAACGUCGGCAUCCCCGGCUGACAUGAACCAGCUGAAGCUGGCCUCCCCCGAUCUGGAGCAUCUGAUCAUCCAGUCCAACCAGGGCUUGGUCACCACCAGCCCCGUGUCUGGCUCCAGCAACCCUUUCAUCUAUCGCGGCCAGGCCACCAAUGAGCAAGAAGGCUUUGCUGAUGGCUUCGUCAAGGCCCUCGCAGACCUUCACAAGCAGAACCAGCUGGUAGGAGGCCCCAUGUCGCCAUCUUCCUCCUCCAACGUCUCCUUGCAGGCGUCCUACCAGAGGAACUUGGUGAUGAGCACCAGUGACAUGCCCAUCUACACCAACCUCAGCAGCUACAACCCUGGACAGAUGGCAUAUUCCAGCGGGCAGAUGGCAUACAAGGGUGCUGCAGGCCAUAAUGGCAAUGGAAGCACACAAGCACACAAUCGAGUUCUGGAUGCUCCUCAGACGGUUCCUGAGGUUCUUGGAGACCCAACGUCUCCGUCUUGCCUCUCUCCCAUUGACCUGGAGAUGCAAGAGAAAAUCAAAGCGGAGCGCAAGAAGCUUCGCAACCGAAUUGCGGCGUCCAAAUGCCGUAAGCGUAAACUGGAGCGAAUCUCACGGCUAGAGGAGAAGGUGAAGAUCCUGAAGAGUCAGAACUCGGACUUGGCCUCCACCGCAUCUAUGCUGCGUGAGCAGGUGACUCAGCUGAAACAAAAGGUCAUGAGUCACGUCACCAACGGGUGCCAGAUUGCUGUCGGCUCUGCCACCAAAUCUGGAGGCGGUGCUGGAAGCAAGGACCCCGCCUGCUGAGCAGACAUCAUGAGAGGAAGAAAAUACCUUUUUUACAACUUUGGAAUUUCACUAGUGCUCACUAAGACCAGCACCAAUGACCGAGUUGCAGUUAAGGAGCGGUUGCAACAAAGGGACGUUUUUUUUUUUUUUUUUUUUUUAAGAUUUCCACCAUCUCAGAACGGAGAUUUACAGGAAACCGCAGAGUAACUGGACAUUGGAUUUGACACCAGUUUGAAACCCUUUAAACGACUCAGCGAUUAUUUAUUGAACUAUUUGUGCAUCUUGUUACUUGAGUGGAAAUUGUGUUUCUGUGAAAUGUUACCGUUCACUUUCUUUUUUUUUCAGUAACAAGCUGAUUUGAGUGAAAUAAGCGUUGUCAUUUGUAGAACUCCUCGAAUGAAUUUAACGUUCUAUUUUUAGAAUUUUAUGUUCUAUUCUUUUCCAUGACUGUGUUUGCUUUGUGUUAGUCGGUUCCACGACCUCAAGAUCAACUCUUAACUUUUCUCAGUUGUAUUAACUUGCUGCUGCUGGAAAAAGCACAACAAAAACUUUAUUGCACCUUUUUGUCUGACAAUCAGUCGUUUUCACUUUUUUUUUGCUUGAAGCUGAUGGAAACUUAUUGAUAAUAACUUAUUAUAACUAGCUAGAUCUGGGGUGUCCAAAAUGUGGCCUGGGUGGCCAUUUGUGGCACAUGGCUGAUCUUUUUUUAAUCUGCCCUCUCAACAUUUAAAAAAUGCAAAACAACCGGAAAACUAACAAAAGAAACAAGAAAAAUGGAAAAAAGCAGUACUUUUAUGAGAAUAAAGUCAAAAUAUUAUGACAACAAAGUCACAAUCUUACGAAAGAAGUUACAAGUUGACAUAUUUGUACAAUUUAAAAACAACAUGUGAAAAAUGAGUAGUGGAGGAAAAGUAGUCAUACACUUUGUCACCUGCAACACGAAGCUGAGAUGCAGGCUGGCUUUUCUUUAAAUAUAAUAAUAUAAUAAAUAUAUAAUAAAAAUAUAUAAUAAAUAAAAAUAUAUAAUAAAUACAUAAAAAUCUACAGUUGUCCCUCAUUUAUCGCAGUUAGUUGGUUCCAGGUUCUAGAAGUCAGACUGAAUAUUAAUAAAUUGAAUAUUUCCAUAGUUAGAGCAUAUAAAACCUGUUUACGACUUCAUAAACACACUUUUAAAUAAUAUUAUAAGUAAAUAACACCCCUAUAGUCACCUUUACACUCUUAUUAUCUUUUGUUUGCAGCACAUUGCUUAACUGUAACGUGCAGCCUAUGGGAUCACUGCAGGAACACAAUGGACGGCCAUCGGUAUGAACAUAGCAUGUUAUCGCGCUAACUAGUUUGUUUCCAAUUAGUUUAUUCUAAAAUUAAGGGUUUCAAACGCAGUGGGGAAAAAGGACAAAGGAGCAAAAAACUUCCACAUGGAAUGGGAAGAGAACAUAUUUCUUCACUUCAUCACGUCUGGCUGCCUCCAUGCAGUGUUAAGGUAAUGUAAUGUAAUGUAAUAUGUGUCCAAUGUACCAUUACUGCAUAUAUACGUUACAUAUACGUUACGUAUACGUUGUAUUUCAAUAUUUUUGGACUAAUAAUAGUUCAAACGACAACAAAACAGCGGCCAUUUAUGAAUGCAAUGUAGCGAGGGACGACUGUAAGUUGUUAGCAUAUCUACAUACGUACAUUGUUUUUCAACAUGUAAAACAUCAGGCCCGCCGUAUCCUUGAUUUUACCGUGUGCGGCCCUCGCUGGGAAAAGUUUGGACUCCCCUGAUCUAGAUCUAUAUCAACAUCUGGAAUCAGCUUGGAGACAAAUGUGAACACACUGUUUCAUUUUCAGGUUGCAAAAUAAAUUAAUGCAUUGGUAAAUUAGCUAGUGUCAAAAUAUGUUUUUAAAAGAUGUGACGUCUCCGUCAAUAACAUUUUCCUUGCUUUAACAGAAAUAUGAGUGCCAUGCACCUUCUGAACAAUCGGAGACGCUAAUCAUGAAAAGAUUUGGAGGUGAGUGGAAGAAGAAGAAGGGAGACAGAGGAACGACCAUGAUAGAAAAUAACAACGCUCAUGUUAACGUCUGCAGGAAUCUGCUUGGAGAACGUGGGGGUGGAUGGGGAGAGAGAGGAGAGCAACAUACAGUGACACUGUGAUAACAGUAGCAAUUUCAACGCCUGCUAAAGCUUGAUUUAGAAAAGAGGAGUGCGCAAAACAAAAACAUCAAUACAUAAAAUCAUUAGUGUGUAAUAACAAACAAACAACACCAUACUGACUAUACAUUGACUGCGAGAACUGGGAUCUGGUUGGAGAUCAUGGUUGGAGAAACUGGGGAUGUGCAGGAAGCCAAAACCAAAUCAACAUCCUCAUCAGCUCGUGCUUAUUUUGGAAGAGAGGCAUGCUAAUAAUAAUAAUAUUGACAGUAGAUUAUCAUCACAACUAGGGCUGUGUUCGAAAGCGCAUACUAACUACUACACACUUCCAUGCCUAUACUAUCCACACUCCAUACUGCAUACCAAAUCCAUCAGACAGUAUGCAAAGCGUUUACACUACAGCUUACUACAUGAUAACCCACAAUGCAUUGCGCUCCUACCCGAACCGAAAUCGACAGGCAGAAGCUGAUUUUGCUUUAGCUCUAAACUCUUUAAAUACAUCACUUUAUUGGGAUUUUUUUUUUAAAUCAGGCGAGAAAGUGACCGUUUAGAUCCCGAGUGUGCCAUUUAUUUGUCCAAAUACCAACCAUUUUAAUUUAGUUUGGACAAAUUCAGCAAAAUUUAAGCUAGCCAAAGCAAGCAACGCACUUCCGGUUAUUUGCACAAAAUAAAACAUACUUUUCUCAUACAAAAAAACAUUGUGAUAAAUCACUGAUUUUACUAUGAAAACAAGAAGCGAACCAACUCGCAAUAUAUCCUGCUUGACACCGAUGUUUGGUCCAUCGCGGUGAUGUCAUGUCACGUUGCAUCCUGGGUAAUUUUUGUGUGAAUAGUAAGUUGAUGAUACAUAUUCAACAUUUCUGGCGAAUGCAGUGUACAUCCGGGAACUCACAUACUCAAAAAUGGCAUACUGCCAGUGUAGACACACUGCAUACUCAAAGAGUUAGUAUGAGUAGUAGGUAAGUAUGCGGUUUCAAACACAGCCUAGGACUGGUUAGGCUGACAAUACUGCAAGAAUGAGUUCAGAGAUGAGCCGGUAGUUCAAAGUGUGGCUCGAGAUAGAGUUAGCCAUAGCGAUAGGGAUAGAGUUCAAGUUUUGGGAGUUGAGUUUUGGGCCUGUAUGCAGCUGGACUAGCCAACAAACUUGCUGAAGCCUGACGCCUUUCCAACGCUACUUGGUCGUGUGGAAGAGUCAGAAGGGCAAGCAGUUAGUAACAGCUUACAGUUUUUAUAUGCACUGGCAGUGUGACCAACCACAGCAGAGUGGGGGUGCCUGGAGGCGGGUCGAGGGUGGAAAAAAUUAAAGCAGAUCGUUUAUUCGUGAAGGAGCACAAAAUCCAAAGAUAUACAGUCGAAUAGGUGCAGAUUCUGGAAGAACUAGAACACUUUCUGUGCGGGUUAUUGUGUGUAGCUGCUCUAUGAGUCCAAAACUCAAUACGAAGGGAUGAAAAAUGAGCACCAUACGAGCGUAAUACCUUUAAUAUAUUAAUUAUCUCAGAGAUGGGCACUCAUUUAAGAGUAUUGCUACUUUUCAACAAUUUUACUCAAAAAUGGAUGUGAUGUUACACAUAUUCAUAUCAGUCUUGUUUGAUAUCGGAAAUUGAGGGUUGGACAAUAUCAGCAUAUCGGUUAUCGGCAGAAAAGCCAACAUCGGACAUCCCUAUUUUUAACAUUUUAUAACAUUUUCUUAUGCAAAAUUUAUCAUACACCAUGACUUUCCACCACCUGUGUGAUGUCUUUAAUAUCAGUGUGACAACAGUGCGUGAGUUAGAUGGUGCUUGUCACUGCCAUCCUUCCAUAGAGUGGAGCAGCCUGUGUUUUGUUUUUGUUUUCAAGCAAUAAUGCAAAAAGCUCAACAAAAGGUGAUCAGACUUCUACAACAAAGUAUCAGAGCUUUUCAUGUACUUUAGGUACAGACACAUAAGUCCACCAAUGGUUUUCACUAUUAAAAACAAAAGAAAACAUGAGGCUAAAGGUUAGGGCUGGGCGAUAUGGACCAAAACUCAUAUCCCGAUAUAUUUAGGUAAAAUAUAGAUAUUACGAUAUUCAUUCAUUCAUUCAUUUUCUACCGCUUAUCCUCACGAGGCUCGCGGGGGUGCUGGAGCCUAUCCCAGCUGUCUUUGGGCGAGAGGCAGGGGAAAACCCUGGACUGGUGGCCAGCCAAUCACAGGGCACAUAUAGACAAACAACCAUUCACACUCACAUUCAUUCCUUUGGACAAUUUGGAGUUGCUAAUUAACCUAGCAUGUUUUUGGAAUGUGGGAGGGAACCGGAGUACCCGGAGAAAACAUGCAAACUCCACACAGAGAUGGCCGAGGGUGGGAUUGAACUCGGGUCUCCUAGCUGUGAGGUCUGCGCGCUAACCACUCGACCGUCCUGUAGCCUGAUUUGUUUAUUUGUGAAUUUUAAAUUCUAAAUGUUUCUGAGUAAAAAGCCUAUUUACGAACAUUCAGAAAGGAUUAUUAUUAAAGAAUUGCUUCAAUGCACCUUUCCUUCAUGAAAUGCACAAAUGAAAAUACCUAAAACAGGGCAAUAGUCAUAAAACAUUUCAUCCGAAUUGCAAAGUCAAUGUCAUUUCAUUUCUCUUUUAAAACACAUUAAAAUACAUAGAAAAUAAUAAUUAUAUUAAAGUAAAUAUACAGUAUUUUCUGGACUAUAAGUCGCCCUGGAGUAUAAGUCGCACAAGUCCAAAAAUGCAUCAUUAGGUAGAAAAAAAAACAUGUAUAAGUCGCAUUUUUUGCGGGUAAUUUCUUUUAUGACCAAAACAGACAUUAUGUCCUCUUGGAAGGCAAGUUGUAACAAUAAAAGAAUAGAGAACAGGCUGAAUAGGUGUAAGAUAUGCUAACACAAUGGUUAUUCAGCUACACUAAAGAUAAACAUGAACAGAAAAGGUGUCCAGUGUUUAUGUAACAUAAACAGUUGUUUCAUUUAUAAGUCGCUCUGGAGUAUAAGUUGCAGGAACAGCCAACCUAUGAAAAAAAGUGUGACUUAUAGUCCGGAAAAUACGGUAAUUUUAUUACAAUACUGUAACUAUUUACUAGAAAUCCCAGCGUUUUUGAAUGUUUCAUGUGAGCUGCAAUUUGUCCAUCAAUUGAUCGUUGCUGAGUGCAGUCCAAUAUUCUUCACAUUGUGUUUACUAAAGAUGUGUAUUUUGUACGUGAACGCUAAAGCUCAUAUGACAAACCUCCUUUGUCCCAAACCUGGAUAAAAAGAAGCGCUUCGACAGCAUGAAAUAUGUGUGAGGAGUAAGGCCAUUUUCGACUUGAAAGGAUUGAACAACAAUUCCGUCCAAAAUAUGAGAGUAAAUGUUUUUUUUUGUCCUCAAGUGUUUGCUUGAAAUUGUUUUGCACUUUUUCCAUAUUCUGCUCCAGAUGGAAUGACCCACUUACUGAGAGAAAGAGAGGGAGGCUAUGUGCCAUUUUGGUGACUAAUACACCCUCCACCCACAACUCCGUACACACACACACACACACACACACACACACACAUCCACACACAUCCACACACACACACACUGAACUGUGGUGAUCUUUUUUGGCUUAGAAAUAAUUUCCUGACAUUUUCUGAAUACAGUCGUCUCUCGCCACAUUGCGGUUAAAAUUUCGCUGCUUUUCAAACAUCCUAGAGCAGGGGUGGGCAAACUACGGCCCGGGGGCCACAUCUGGCCCGCCAAGUGUUUGAACGCACACACUUUUAGAGACACAAUACUUCCAGGUGGACUGUUACAUGUAAAAUAUAUAGUCUGGCCCCCCAUCAAUUUUGUGCGGCCCCGCGAGUCAAAAAAUUUGCCCAUCCCUGUCCUAGAGUCCCAUUUUCAACGCGGGAGGACUGCAAAUGUUUGUUGACAGUCAAGGCAGAAGACUUAAUUUCUGUCCUGUUGAUGGUUUAGUCAUCAAAUUAACUGUGUUAGUGGGCAAUGAACUACAGUCAGCUGCUGAUGACAUCAUAGACAGGCGACAGAGUUGACUCCCCCUUCCUGUUUCCAUGUAUUAGCAAGCUAACCAGAUUUAAACAAGGAUGUUUUGUGAUGAAAAUACAUAAAGAAAAUGUAUGCAAAGCAAGGCAAAAUGUGUAAAAGUUUGAUGUUAACCGUAAAACAGCUGGGGCGUACACUAACCAAGAUUCCCCUGUAUGUGGAAAUGCUCAAAACCUGCAAUGUAUGUUGAUGUGAAAUACUAUAGCUGUAGCCAGGAGAUUGAGGGAAUAAUCUGUGGGACACACCUAUUCUGACUAUGAAGCUCUCUAAAAAAUCUUUUGCAUCAAAAUACAUAUUUCCCACUGACGUCCGUUGUUAGCUAGUUGUUUUUUUAUUGUGCAAGAAUGCACAAAAAGGGGAAAGAAAUAUGUGUUCAUGUUUCACAUAAAUAUGGAUUGUAAAUGAUGGGCAAAAUUUUAAAAAAAUUAAAGGGGACCUAUUAUGCUAAUUUUCGUCCCUUUGUGUUGUUAGUUAGACCCCUAUAAAGCAGCUACACACAAUAACCAGCACAGAAAGUGUUCUAGUUCUUCCAGAAUCUGCACCUAUUCGACUGUAUAUCUUUGGAUUUUGUGCUCCUUCGUGAAUAAACGGUCUGCUUUAAUUUUUUCCACCCUCGACCCGCCUCCAGGCACCCCCACUCUGCUGUGGUUGGUCACGCUGCCAGUGCAUAUAAAGACUGAAGACAGAUCUUCCAGAAUCUGCACCUAUUCCAGCUGUAUUUCCUGGGAUUUCCAAAACGGUCUGUUUUAAUUAAUUCCACCCACAGCCCGCCUGCGGGCCCGCCCACUCCGCUGUGAUUGGUCACACUCUCAAGCGCACCCGAGGCGUUUCGGACUAUUGCUGAACCCCACUUUCUAAUUUUGUCAUUUUCGGAGUUGAUAAUAAAUGAAUAAAGCCUUUAGAGAACUAAUUGAAAAGUGUUUAGGAGCUACUAGCAGCUCAUGAUCUAGUGCUUGGAGACCCCUGACUUAGUACCUUGUAUGAACUCAAAGAGUGGUUACGUCAUGACACAACAUUUGGUCAUUAUACAUUUUUUUGCGGGACUACCCAUGUUUACUUGGGUAGACCCACCGAUUGUGGAGGAAAAAGGCUAUUAGCAACUCCACACAUCAGACGCUCCCUUUAUACACACUCUAUGAUGCUACACAGACAACCGCGUACUUAGACAAAAUAAACACAUUUAGGACACUGAUAAAUUGGUGCUUACAGUUUGCGCCUUUGACUCUUCAACAUGAUCAAGUAAGGUUGGAACAUCAGACUUCAGCAACAGUUUGGCGGAUAGUCCAACUUUGCCCAUGCGCACAAAACAGUCCCAUAUUUUUCUCUUCACCUGGAUCCUGAAACUCCAAACACUUCUGCCUGAUGCUUGCCUCUUUAGGCAAGGUAGCUUUCCCUCAAACAUGUCCUGGAAGCCAUUGCUCUGUGCUGCCACGGUGAAAUCCUUAACCAAACAGUAGAGAAGAGCGGGGGGAGGGAAAGGCUACAGCUUGUGCCCAGGGAUGCCCAUAUAAGGAAGGCUGGCACACUAUGACAUCACACUAAGCCGUUGUUAGAAAAACUCCUGAAACUGAGCAUUCAGAGCCAUCCCUAACUUCUUUCAGGGCUCACUUCCAAAUGCACAAACCUUGUUAUCUGAAACUUUGGCAUGGUUUAGCAUGAAAUUAGAACAUUCUCACAACAUUUAUAGGGAAAGUGGGAAAAACAUAAUAGGCCCCUUUAAAAGGAUAACAAGGUUUUAAGGUUAUUAAUACUUUGGAUAUGCACAGAUAUACAAGUGUUGAACAUUUCAGGAUAAAUAAUAAUAAAGAUACACAGUGGGGGGAGGGGGGUGGGGGUAAUCCAGUUCGGCCCACAGCCUAAAGUAUGUUUUGAAUUUGACAGCCCUGUUUUAUUCAUUAGAAACGGCCCUGUGUCAAGUUCAAUUGUCAGAGAGCGCAGAAAAAGAGCUGAAGAAGAAAUAGUGGAUGGAAAUCAGAUUAAUUUCCCCCUGAUCUAAACCCGCCCCCCCCGCCCACCCUCAUCAACCCACCCCCACCACCUGGAGGUAAGUCAGCAUCUUCCUUCAUUAUAUGUUUCUGCCUCAUUAAGUAUUCAUGAGACUCACCUGAGGCGUCCUCACCCCGAACGCCCUAA